Trichoderma breve is the source of this 1350-nucleotide messenger RNA. RefSeq names its product tubulin/FtsZ family, GTPase domain-containing protein. The record is from RefSeq and is a predicted model, not a curated record. Gene Ontology annotation, biological process: nuclear migration by microtubule mediated pushing forces; microtubule cytoskeleton organization; mitotic cell cycle. The coding region runs from base 1 to 1350 and encodes 449 amino acids. Gene Ontology annotation, cellular component: microtubule; nucleus; spindle. Gene Ontology annotation, molecular function: GTP binding; structural constituent of cytoskeleton. Lineage: Eukaryota; Fungi; Ascomycota; Sordariomycetes; Hypocreales; Hypocreaceae. The transcript is spliced from 7 exons.
AUGCGUGAGGUUAUUAGCAUCAACGUCGGCCAGGCUGGUUGCCAGAUUGCCAAUUCCUGCUGGGAGCUUUACUGCCUCGAGCACGGUAUCCAGCCCGAUGGUUACCUCACUGAGGAGCGCAAGGCUCAGGACCCCGAUCAGGGUUUCAGCACCUUCUUCUCCGAGACUGGCCAGGGCAAGUACGUUCCCCGUGCCAUCUACUGCGACUUGGAGCCCAAUGUCGUCGACGAGGUCCGCACCGGUCCUUACCGCAACCUCUUCCACCCGGAGAUGAUGAUCACCGGCAAGGAGGAUGCUUCCAACAACUACGCCCGUGGCCACUACACCGUCGGCAAGGAGCUGAUUGAGGGCGUUCUCGACAAGAUCCGACGUGUUGCCGACAACUGCGUUGGUCUUCAGGGCUUCCUGGUCUUCCACUCCUUCGGUGGUGGUACCGGUUCUGGUUUCGGUGCUCUCCUCAUGGAGCGUCUGUCCGUCGACUACGGCAAGAAGAGCAAGCUCGAGUUCUGCGUCUACCCUGCUCCCCAGACUGCCACCUCUGUCGUUGAGCCCUACAACUCCAUCCUGACCACCCACACCACCCUGGAGCACUCCGACUGCUCCUUCAUGGUCGACAACGAGGCCAUCUACGACAUCUGCCGUCGCAACCUCGGUCUUGAGCGCCCCAACUACGAGAACCUUAACCGCCUGAUUGCUCAGGUUGUUUCCUCCAUCACCGCCUCCCUGCGUUUCGAUGGUUCCCUCAACGUUGAUCUGAACGAGUUCCAGACCAACCUGGUCCCCUACCCUCGUAUCCACUUCCCUCUGGUCGCCUAUGCUCCUGUCAUCUCUGCUGCCAAGGCUGCCCACGAGGCCAACUCCGUCCAGGAGAUGACCAUGUCCUGCUUCGAGCCCAACAACCAGAUGGUCAAGUGUGACCCCCGCAACGGCAAGUACAUGGCCACCUGCUUGCUGUACCGUGGUGACGUUGUCCCCAACGACGCCCACAACGCCGUCGCCACCCUCAAGACCAAGCGCACCAUCCAGUUCGUCGACUGGUGCCCUACUGGUUUCAAGCUCGGUAUCUGCUACCAGGCUCCCGAGAACGUUCCCAACGGCGACCUCGCCAAGGUCAACCGUGCUGUCUGCAUGCUGUCCAACACCACCGCCAUCGCCGAGGCCUGGUCUUCCCUCUCCCUCAAGUUCGAUCUCAUGCACUCCAAGCGUGCCUUCGUUCACUGGUACGUUGGUGAGGGUAUGGAGGAAGGUGAAUUCUCCGAGGCCCGUGAGGAUCUCGCUGCCCUGGAGCGCGAUUACGAGGAGGUUGCUGCCGACUCUCUCGACAACGAGGAGAUGGAGGCUGAGUACUAA